Wallemia ichthyophaga EXF-994 is the source of this 1194-nucleotide messenger RNA. RefSeq names its product putative histone-arginine methyltransferase CARM1. Gene Ontology annotation, molecular function: protein-arginine N-methyltransferase activity. The coding region runs from base 1 to 1194 and encodes 397 amino acids. The transcript is spliced from 4 exons. The record is from RefSeq and is a predicted model, not a curated record. Gene Ontology annotation, biological process: peptidyl-arginine methylation. NCBI's taxonomy places the organism in Eukaryota, Fungi, Basidiomycota, Wallemiomycetes, Wallemiales, Wallemiaceae.
AUGGCAGAUAACCUAGAGCACCCAGACCACGGCAAGGAUACCCCUUACUUUGCUUACUACGCCGCACUCGUUAACCAGGCUAAUAUGCUCAUGGAUUCUGCUCGUACUGGUGUUUAUCAGCAAAGCAUCCUUGGUAACUCUCAAACGGCUUUCUUGGGAAAGGAUGUACUCGACGUCGGUGCUGGCUCCGGCAUUCUCUCCUUCUUCAGCGCUCAGGCAGGUGCUAAAACCGUUUACGCUUGCGAAGCUUCAGAUAUCGCAUCGAAAUUGCAGCUGAUUGUCGAUGAAGCUGAUAAUGGUGGCAAGAAUGCCUUCCUCAAGGAUAAAAUUAAAGUUGUUAAAUCUAAGAUAGAAGAUGCUGCUACUAGCCAUUCGAUACCCAAAAAGGUUGAUACUAUCGUCAGUGAACCAAUCGGUGUUCUCCUCGUUCAUGAACGUAUGAUUGAGUCUUUCAUCGAGGCACGCGAUAAAUUCCUUAAGCCCGGUGGAUCCAUGUUCCCUUCGUCAGGAACAAUUGAACUUGCCCCAUUCACUGAUGACGCCUUAUACACUGAGACAGCACAGAAAAGUGGAUUUUUCCAGCAAACUAACUUUCUCGGCGUUGAUUUGAGUGUUUUGCAAGACGCUGCAAAUGAAGAAGCUUUUAGUCAACCCGUCGUUGGAAUGUUCCCACCAAACCAACUUAUCGCAAACACUACAAACAAUCACCUCAUAGACUUUUAUACAUGCUCGAUGAACGAUCUAACCUCAUUCACUAUACCAUUCACCUGGCAAAUCACACGAACGGCACUUUUGCAUGGAAUUGGUGGAUGGUUUGACCUGCAUUUCAAAGCAACACAAGCAGGUGGAUUGGAUUUAUAUCUUUCUACAGGUCCAACAGCUCCACGUACUCAUUGGCAAGCUACGCGACUGCUUUUUAGGGAACCAUUAGCAGUAAACGCGGGAGAAGUGGUUAAAGGGGAGCUUAAAUUUAGUGUGAACGAUCAAAGAAGCUAUGAUAUAGUUGGUACAACAGAAAUACAAACGUCCAAGGAAUUCUACACAGCUCAACAUCCUCAAAGUAAAUCAAACCCUUACGUCAGAAAACAAGUAUGGAGAUUACAUGACCAGACGUAUAAUUACAACUACAGCAAUAUGUAUCACAUACCAGAGAGCAUGGCAGCUGCAUAUUCAGGAUAUGAGCCAGUUGCUUAG